AUGUACACCAAGACCGCCCUGAUCGCCGUCCUGGCCGGUUCAGCGACCGCCGUCUUCGACGUCAGACCGGACCGCAUCCGUCGCGAUGUCGUUCCCCGUCAGACUGAGCUCUCCGCCGACCCAUGCCUCAAUGCCCUAGGCACAGUCUACGCCAACGCACCCACUCCUCCUCCCAAGAUUCUCUCCUAUGAGAUGACUGCUCCUCCUCAAACCGACCCUUGCAGCAUCACUGUCCCUGCGGAGCUGAGCGCCGAGUACUCGAGCUAUACCUCGGAGCUUCUGAGCUGGGUCGACGCCAACUCGGCCUCGAUCGCGUCGGCAGUGUCCGUUUGCUCCACUCUCUCCGAGUUUGAGACCGAGAUCCCGCUCUGCACGGCGGAACUCGGUAGUGGUGCUACGGAGUCUGGCUCUUCUGCACCAAAGACCACGGCUGCUGGCGGUGAUUUUCCCAAGUCUACCGGCGAGACAAAGACUGGAGCUGCCGCUGGCACAGGUGCCGGUGUCACAAGCGGCCGUAACAACCCAACGCAGGUUCCCGUCAACGUUGGAACCCGUCAGACCGGCAUGAUCGCAGCCGCUGCCGUUGCCGCUGGUCUUGUCGGUGUUGCCGCGUUUUUGUAA
This is a messenger RNA of Colletotrichum lupini, 621 nucleotides long. RefSeq names its product infection structure specific protein. NCBI's taxonomy places the organism in Eukaryota, Fungi, Ascomycota, Sordariomycetes, Glomerellales, Glomerellaceae. The coding region runs from base 1 to 621 and encodes 206 amino acids. The transcript has a single exon. The record is from RefSeq and is a predicted model, not a curated record.